UCUUCACUUCUCAACGUAGUACAAACAAAAAGUAACUAGACUGAGGUAAGCCUCCCAGGGGUAUCUUGAAGAUGACUGAAGCGAUGAUGAAAAUGAGGAAAAGAAAAUGGACGCUCCACCGUUGAUUCAAGAAGAUAAGGGGCAUACUAAUACAGCACCGGUCUUGCGCAAAUCUUUCCAGGAUGCCCUUCAACAACCUUGGUAUCCUGCAGUGGUAGCCAGGAAUAUUCUGCAGAAUAAACCGGACGAUGGGGUGGGAUUGAUACAUCCUGCGGUUAAGGUCUUGGAGAUAUAUGGAAACUACCAAGAUACAUGUGAAGUUUUGCAAAGAGCCGAAAAUGAUAUUAUGACCCAACAAGGACGGCAUAUUAUCGAGAAAAACAGAAUUGAUUGUGAUAAUACAUUGCAAGGGGUAAAAUUGAAACAUUGCAAGCUCUUUGGGAAUAUAAAAUCGGACCUGUGGAAGCAUUUUGGCCUGCUCAGUCUAUUUGACUUGAUGCCAGAUGCAUUGCAAAUACACCUUAAUUUCUUCUAUAACGACAAAAUGGUCUGCGAAAAUUGUUUGAACGAGACGCACACGAAAUCAAUCAAAGAAAAGAAACAUCACAAGAUGAGGAAAGCUAUGAAGAAUACAGAAAUGACUACCACCUCGUACGAUACGAGUAUAUUAUACGGUACACAAAUUCUAAAACAACAAGAUCUAAAACCAACAAAGAAUAUUAAAGUGGUACCAAGUUCCAUCGUAUACAGUAAUUUCGAAGUAGGCAAGAAAUACAAGAGAAUUGUGCGGAUAAUAAAUGCAACCCACACAUUGCAGAGUAUAAUGAUAAGUCAGUACCCUAAAUUUAAAUAUUUUCAUGUUGAGUUGGACUUGACCGCAAAACUUGCAGCCGGCAUGAGUGUUACAGCUACGAUAACAUUUUCACCAACAGUUUAUAGGAACGUUCUAGACAAAGUUAUCUUCAGAAAUAGUAAAGGAGAAGAGGUAGCUUUACCAAUAACGACAUUCAGAGAGGAUCCCCAGCUAAGAAUAUUUGUAUUAAAAAACGACCAGUUUGUUGAUUUUCCCUCAAGCUUAGUAUUUUCCGAAAAGCGUAGAGCAGCACUAAACUACACGAUAGACUGUGGGAGUUGCCUUAUCUCCGAGUUUGUGCUUGUUUCUUUAAUCGUGCAGAACAAUGGCAGUGAUGCUAAGUUUUUUAUUCUUACUGAAGACGAAUGGCUUUUCCAAGAUGUAGAGUACCUCACCGAAGAACUAGAGCUGAACAUAGGCCCAUUUUGGAUAUUUCCUACAUAUUUUGAAAUGCGUAAAGGAGAUAGUGCCGAGAUACAUUUGUUAUAUCAGCCAAUUUCUCCAGGGCUUCAUAUAGAGAGGCUCUGUAUGAUAUGCGAUAAUAAUUCAGUACAGGAAAUUGAGAUUAUCGGUGACUCUCUAGAAUUUUCACAGAAUAUUAUUAGAGUUGAGGUUGAUAGUGAUUCUCACAUUUGUCAAAAAAAACAUUAUUGUCUUUCAUUGGGACAUAUCGAGAAGAAAGCUAGAAAAACUCUGCAAAUCACUAUACAAAACGAAAGUAACGUUGUAUUGGAAUUGGGUUAUCUAUUUUUCAACAAGCCCCAAGAUAGGGUGCACGACAUAAACAAGAACUGGAUAGUAAUGGAAGAAAAGGAUGACGAUUGGCAUCUACUACCAUAUGCUACCACCGACUUAGAUUUCGAUAUUGUCAUGGAUGCACAGGAAGUUGGGUAUUAUUCAAUAUUUUUCGACCUAUUCGUCCGGAAUGUACCGCUAAGUAGCUUAGUGGAAGAUGUGGAAAUGAUAAUAUAUAGAACAGCAGGUCCUGUAAGAACAUUUAAUCAAUGUGCGGAUGUAUUAGUAGCAGAAAUGGAAAUAGCUUGCUAUGUAGAUACGACAGAAGAAAAAAUAGAACCUAGUUGUGCGUGCGAUCCCUGUGAACAUCCGUGGCAACCUAACUUGACUAUAGUACCCCGAUAUUUAAAUUUUGGAAUCUUACCUGUCGGCUUAAAUGUAGAGAAAGAGUUUUACGUACAAAAUUUGACUGAUGAAACAAUGGAUUGGAAAGUAUUUGAAGUUAGGUAUAACAUUGAUCGAGUACCGUAUUCAGAAAUUUUACAUCAGGGGAAUUGCGACUUUAACUGUGGUCAGUUCACAAAUAUGUGGGAGCACGCAAAGAUAAUGUAUAAAAUAAUUGACAAACCUCCAGGAAACUGGGUUUCCAUUCUGGUGCUAGCAACUUGCGAGAAUGACAGAAUCCAUACAGUUGAAGGAAUAUGCAUCGUUACUUACGAAGUAAUUGAAUAUGACAUAGUAGUCAAAACGGGGAGUUCAGCGAAUCCAAUCAUAUGCCCAAUGAAACUAAUGUAUGUUGACAUUCCCACACAGAUAAAGUUUACUGUCGAAAACAGAAGUCCGAUAACUGCUUGCUUUUGUCUGAAUAAACCAUAUGGCACCGACAUUGACAAAAUCUCAUUGAAACUGUCCCCGCAUUCGGCUAUAAUGAAGCCAAAUGAGAUUGUUGAGAUAACUGCUAUUAUACAAUCUUCAGAAGUAGGUAUAUUUGAGAACACGUUCAUCCCCUGUUUCUUCAGUUUAGCACAAAGUCCGAUUGUCAUAAGAGUGUUAUGUGCAGUAGAUACUCUGCACGUAUUUUUCUAUCUGCCUGAAGGCAGCAGCAGCAGCUUCAAAAAGGUGAUAUGGCCACCUAAAAUUGUAUAUGAAUAUGGAUGGAGCCUUGGAUGUCCAUGCGAAGCAGAAAAUUGCUUGGAUUGUGCUUCAGAAUAUUUAUCUAGCUCGUCAACAUUGACCGACGUACGACAGUACCAACAAUCAUUUCCUUCCAAUUAUAUGAAAGAGCAUCUAGAGUAUGAUGGUUGUAACAUAUCCACCGAAUCAAGUGUGAGCGAAAUAUCGGCAGGUGGUUCCUUAGUCGCUAUUUUGAAAGAACAAUUUGGAGAAGACUUCCUAUUGCAGAGUAAUAAAGUAGAAGUUAAAGUUACUGCCUCAAAACCAACAAGUGUAGUGAUCUACAUAGAGAACAUCACACCUAUAGCUACUAAGUUUGCUAUCGAAGCACAGAACUUUCCUGCAAAGAAAAACUACAACCCAUCUUGGACAACACUGAAGUUUCAAAAAGCUAAGUACAUAUGGAACAGCUUGAUUGAUACAGACCAUGGAAUUCUUGUGCAACCGGAUAUCGAACACAGCGAUCUCAAAGGUUUUGGAUGGAUCAAAUUAAAUUUGUGGAUUUAUGCCAACACUUGGGGUAUAUAUUUGGAAGAAAUUAUUGUCGAUAUUGAGGAUACUCCAAGCUUCUCAUUUGCAUUACUUAUUGAUGUCACUGGAAUCCCAAUUGAAUUUCCGAUGGCCAAGAACGCGAUAACUAAAUAUCCUACUGUCAGGUUUGGAUAUCUUCCAUAUGGUUUCUCCGAUGUGAAUAGAAACAUAGCAAUGGUAAAUACAAGCUGUAUCCCUCUUCGCAUCAUUUGGCAUGUUUUCAUAUCCACUGAAACUGAUGGUAACGAAGAUGUAAUCCAAAAAUUUAAUCUGCUCUGUGACGUGGUAGAUGGAAAUAUUGAUUAUGAACAAUGCAAACUAGUUCUGACCAAAAGGGGCUAUGGAAAGGAAACUACAGAAUUUUUAAAAGUUGUUCCCGAAGAAAUUAGAGUACAGCCUUAUUCAUCUGCUACUAUUAAGCUUGAACUAAAUUCAGAAUACUUCGGUAUCAAAGAGAAACCAGUUGACGUGACCUGCUUCAUUAUCGGAAGUAUUCGUUUAGAAGAGGAUUAUAGGAAAAAGCUGAGCUACUACUACCGCAAACUUGGAUCAGGCACAAGCUUUGUUAGACUUCAAGUAUUAGCAAAUCUUGAGCUACCAUUACUGGCUACACACUUCCAACCAGACGAGACAAGUAUUGAUAUGUAUGCGAACGAAGUUAUUUUUGAACAAAAAUACUAUCACUCAAUUGAUAUGAUGUUUAGAAACAAAAACUUGGCUACCUGUGAUAUAGACAUCACGAUAGACGAACCAUUUUAUUUUUAUCUUCCACAAUCACGCAAGAAUACAGAGAAACGUAGGACCCGAAAAUGUACUGUUGGUUCCCUGGAUCAAUUAAAGGUCACUGUUAUGUGUUACGUGGACCACCAAAAAAUUUUGGACUUGGCUAAUUUUGUUUACCCUAAAGCUGCUCAGAAACAAACUGAAACUGGCGACGUAAAUCAUGAUGAUAUGAGUCUUGUAGAUUGUAUCGAUAAAGACAAUAAAGUUAUUAAUCUCUGUAAGAACCUCAAGAUAUAUCAGAAUGAUAAUCUCACUGAGAUGGUUGGUGUGCAUUUGUGUAUCCAUUAUCCACACAUUGAUGUUAAACCUACAGUAUGUCAGCUUGGAAAUGUUGUGUUGGGCACCACCAAAAAAUCCAUGGUAACAGUAUUCAAUCUAACAGGUUACGCUGUAUCUUUUGAAAUAACUAAGGCGAAGACUGCUAAAGAAUUUUACUUCACUCCUCAUUAUGGUAGAAUAGAAGGAAGCACUGGUGUCAAUUACAAAUGCGUAGACGUGUUCGUGUAUUUCACUCCAAGGUUAUCUAUUUUUUACUUCUACUUGUGAGAUACAUAUUUGUAGAGUCACUUGGGCAUUGAGACGGUGUCUAUACAUAUGUAGAGAUAUAAUAUGCUUACCACUCAAUAACAGCGCCAGAUUCAUUAUCAUGAACAGGGAAAUUUCGAUAUAUUUAUUGAUUGCAUAACAAUGAAAUUUGUAUUUUAUAGCGAUUGUAGAAGUUAUGCGGAGUCAUUCCGAAUAACCACGGAUAUACCGAAUUACUUCAUCGAAAUUCCAUUGAAAGCCAUUGGAACAGUUAAUGAAAAGGAUGAUAUUGAAUAUAAGAUAUGAACUUUCAUUAACGGUGUACAAUAAAACUUUAUGAAAAUA
Molecule: messenger RNA, 4945 nt
Organism: Acanthoscelides obtectus
Lineage: Eukaryota; Metazoa; Arthropoda; Insecta; Coleoptera; Chrysomelidae
Source: the annotation of a GenBank genome assembly